Molecule: messenger RNA, 2158 nt
Organism: Parasteatoda tepidariorum (common house spider)
Lineage: Eukaryota; Metazoa; Arthropoda; Arachnida; Araneae; Theridiidae
Gene: mRpL1
Product: mitochondrial ribosomal protein L1
Source: RefSeq, a predicted model, not a curated record
UUUUUGCUUUGAAAUAUGUAUUUUUUAUUGUUGUAACACUUUAAUAAUUCCUAUUUUUUAUUAUAAUUGUUCCAAAAUACUAUAACGAUUAGUUUAAAAUGUUUGCAAAACAACUGUUUCCGUCUUUCUCGAACUACGCGGCACUGGUUGGAAAAAACAUCCGCUCUACUAUUAUUAACAAUCGCAUAACACCUAACGUUGAUUUGGUAAGGUAUGCCGCUCGAAAAGGAACUAGAGCUGCAAACCUUGCAGCAAAAAAGGCUAGAAAACUCAAAGAAGCUGGUAAACCACAACCCAUCCCCAAAUAUCUCCAGCGAAAAAUCAAGAUAUCUGCAGAAUUGGAAAGAAAAAGAUGCGUCGAUGAAAAUUGGUUGGAAACAAAUCCAAUUGAUAACGUUUGGAACAUGAAAUUGUACAGAGGCAAGCCGUAUUCUGUGUCUGAAGCUAUUGAAAUGUUCAGGGAGCUUCAUCAGCCUGAAAUGCUGGAUGACUCUAAGGCAUUACUUUACGCAAAUAUCGAAUUGGAUUUAAAACUUAAGAAAAAGGAUAAGUACCUUGAAGAGUUGAGUGGAAGCGUAACUUUUCCUCACCAGUUUGAUGCGUUUCGUAACAACCGUAUCAUCGUAUUGUGUAAAAGCACAGAAGACCAAACUUUAGCUACAGAUGCAGGUGCUGUAUAUUCUGGGUCGCAAACACUGAUAAAACAAAUAUUAUCAGGUACUAUAUCAAGUGAUGAGUACGAUUAUGUAAUAUGUCAUCCGGAUAUGCUUAAGGAAGCAAAUACUCUGCGAGGGAUUUUGGGUAAAAAGUUUCCCAACACUUUUAAUGGUCUAUUAAGGUUAGAUAUUGAGCCUGCUGUUAAAAAUUUCUUAAAAGCUAUUGACUUUAAGCUGAAAAGAAGUAAUGUUGAAGUUGAUUUCGGUUGGGUGGAUAUUUGCUUUGGGCGAAUAAAUAUGCCAACAGAAGAGUUGGAGAAAAAUUUAAAACACUGUUUAGAAAUCAUUGAAAAAUUAAAGCCUGCUGGUACGCAAGAGCAGUUGUUUAUUAUUCGAACAUUGCUGUUUUGUGAGAAAUCUAGAGAAAAGUUUAAAAUACCCCAUUGGAACUAUUUAACCAAUUAUCCUGAAAAUGGUGUGAUUGUGGAAGAAACUGCUGAUGAGGAUGAAAUUAAUGAGAGCAAAACCAACUAAUGUUUUUAAUCAAAUCCAAUUGUGUUAUUCAAAACUAAUCUGUUUAGUUGUUUUCAUAGAUAAUGGUGAAAUAUUUUCUUGUUUUUUUAGUGAACACAAUAAAAAAAAAAUUGUUUAGUUUUAAAAUGUUAAUUUAGGAUUAGUAUUGUAAAAUGUUUAGGCUUCUAAUUGAAUAACUGUUAAAAACCUUAUAAUUGCACAAAAUAAAAGAGUGAACAUCAUAAUAACUAUUGAUUUAAUUGUUGAAUUUUUAUGUACAAGGAACUUGUUCUUGUUGAAUUUUUAUGCACAAGAAGCUUUUUCUGAAUAGAUAUGCCUAUUUUCGAUGAAUUCGAAUUCUGGACUAUUAAAAUAUCUGAUUAAUAAUUCAAAAUCAUCUUGACUAUAAUUCAAUGAUUUAAUCAAAAAUGACUGAACAUUACUUUUACAUCUCUGGAUAAUUAAAUUUUAUUGUACAAAGAUUUUUCGAUUUAUAAAUUUGCAUAAAUGAGUUCUUUAGAUGUAGCUAAAUAUACAAAAAGUAAAGUUUAUAAUAGGUCCAAAUCUUCAAUUGCUUCCUUACCUAAACUAUGGGAAUUAUAGUCUCAAAACUGUCGCUAUAUUAUUUCUCCCCUAAUCCCGAUUUAAGGGUCGAAGAUCCCCAUCUUUCUAAAAAAAAAAAACUUAUUCAAUCUGAAAAAGUCUGUUUUUGUAUCUGAUUUCAUAACUUGCAAUUUCUACAGCACUAAUUUAUAAACACAUUUAAAGUUGGCCAAUCAAAUAAUUAGGAUUUAGUUUUAGUAUGAAAAAAUUUGAUCAUUAGAUCAAAGUUAUUUGUGAUGCAUCAACAACAAAAUUAUGUCAUUUCAAAAGUUUAAAAGGUAUCUGUGAAAUUUAUUUUGUGAUUUAUUUAUUUUUAUCUGGUUUUCAACAGAUAAUAAGGAUAAUUUCAUAUUUCAUUUUCAAUAAAUUUAAAUUGGCCAUUUGCA